CCCGGAGGCCCCUCGAAGCAAGACCAUCCGGAGAGCUGCCAGGGUUGGUCUUUCCAAAAAUCGCUGAGGAGUCAACUGGCGCAAACUGGGAGACGCUCCUCUGCUCCGGCGGCAGGCGUAGAUCAUCCGCCAGGGCACCCGAGGCUCUCUCUGCCCCUGAACCAACCUGGAAGCCCGAAGGAAAUGGAUCAAGAAAAUAUUUCUCCUCCGGGAAAUCCUGGAGAAGUCCCACCAGUGAAUAUCUUUGCCAGCGCCCCGUCCAACAGAAACCUAGAGAAGUUCCAGAACCUGGACUGCAAGACCACACACUCCAACCUGGAAGUGGUGGAAAACUCCACCUUCGUAUUCCUGGCAACCAAACCCCAUGUCCUCCCUGCAGUCCUGCAAGAAAUAGCACCGGCCGUCCACUCCCACCACGUUGUCAUCUCCAUGGCGGCAGGCGUCACCCUCCAGACCCCUGCAACUAGAGCCCCCACAGCGUCUAUAA
This is a messenger RNA of Pogona vitticeps (central bearded dragon), 487 nucleotides long. The record is from RefSeq and is a predicted model, not a curated record. Lineage: Eukaryota; Metazoa; Chordata; Lepidosauria; Squamata; Agamidae.